GAUGGCCGGGAGCGGAAUGCCGCUCGGGACCAUCAUGAUCUAUUUCUGCUCCUACAUCUGCGUGCACGCGGCGUGCCAGGUCAUCACGUGCUCCCUGCCGAUGUUCGCGUCGGACCCCUCCUUCGAGGGCUGGACGACGGCGGACAGCGGAGCCCUGCUCGGGUACGCCUCGCUGGCUGCUGGCCUCGGCUUCGGUAUCUGGGGGCCCUUCGUGGACUACGUCGGCCCCCGCUACGGCCCCGCCGCCGGCCUCGGGCGCCCCCGCUGCUCCUUGCCAUCGCCGUCGUCAACGCCGUCGCCGUCGCCGUCGCCGUCGUUGUCGUCGCCGUCGCCGUCGUCGUCGUCGUCGUCGUCGUCGUCCAGUCCUCGCCGCCGCCGCCGCGGUCGCCGCCGCCGUCGCCGUUGCCAUAUGCUCCUCGGUGCUCGCUAG
Prorocentrum cordatum is the source of this 430-nucleotide messenger RNA. Lineage: Eukaryota; Dinophyceae; Prorocentrales; Prorocentraceae. The record is from the annotation of a GenBank genome assembly.